AUCGUGGUCUACCUCUUCCGGUUCAGAGGUUAACGGGGUCCUUCCAGCGCGGAUUAGAACCAGAACGCUUACCGACUGUCAGCAAAAUACAUUCAUUUCUCUCCUUUAAACUACUUUAACGAGCUGUAAACAUGUCUGGAAGAGAAGGAGGCAAAAAGAAACCACUGAAGGCACCGAAGAAGCAGUCAAAAGAAAUGGAUGACGAUGAAGUUGCUUUCAAGCAGAAGCAAAAGGAGGAACAGAAAGCCUUGGAAGCACUCAAGGCCAAAGCUUCUGGAAAAGGACCUCUAGGAAGCAGCGGUAUCAAGAAGUCAGGCAAAAAGUAAAGUCUGAAUCUGACCACGGUGUUUGUUUGCUCCCCGGCCUCACUUUUCUUUGUCUGCGAUGUCAGAAUGUGCUCCAAGAAGAAGAAGAAGAAUCCAGUUUGUCUUUAAAGUGAACCCCAUAACACCUGAAACCCUGCCCCAGCUUCAGCGCUGAAAUGAACAAAAUAAAUAAAAGCAUUUUGAAAAGUUAACAACAGAAUAAUUAUUACUUUGCUAAUCAAGCCCAGUUCACACAUCACAACUCUAAGACAUGUUAUCAGAUGUUAAAUUGUGAAUAUUAUUAUUUUGGUCACUCAGUCAAACACACAUCUUCAAACACGGUUCAGAAAUGACAUUGUUGUGCAGAUUUAGAAAGACUGGAAUUCCUGAGUAUCUUUGUGUGCUAACACAAACCACGCCGAGUUGUUUUUCCUAUGAUUUUGUUGUAUUGUAAACAGGGAGAUGCUAUUAAAGUUUUUGUAAUGAC
Notolabrus celidotus (New Zealand spotty) is the source of this 792-nucleotide messenger RNA. RefSeq names its product translation machinery associated 7 homolog (gene tma7). The record is from RefSeq and is a predicted model, not a curated record. Bases 132 to 326 code for a protein of 64 amino acids. Lineage: Eukaryota; Metazoa; Chordata; Actinopteri; Labriformes; Labridae. The transcript has 4 exons.